Molecule: messenger RNA, 1914 nt
Organism: Orussus abietinus
Lineage: Eukaryota; Metazoa; Arthropoda; Insecta; Hymenoptera; Orussidae
Gene: Spindly
Product: protein Spindly
Exons: 6
Coding region: 133-1887 (584 amino acids)
Source: RefSeq, a predicted model, not a curated record
UCUUCUAGUCGCUGUGGAUUUCGACGUUGCGGACGGUAUUAAACUGAACAUCAUUGAGAUAUACUUGCUUCUAACCUCAAAAUGUGUUAACUAAGGAAAACGGUAAACUGUGAAAAUAUUCUACAGAGAAUAAUGUCCAAUAACUUGAGCUGUAACGAGAGUUCCGUGUUGGUGGAAAGUGGAGAUGAACUCGGUGAUUUGAGGAAACAGGUGGAAAAUUUGUCGGCACAAAAUGAUGCUAUUCGCCAAGAGUUGCACGAAGUGUAUCGCAAAAUGGAGAUCGACGCUUUGAUGCACAAGGAGCUUAAAGAACGGAACAUUCUCCUCGAACAGUCUUUGGCCCUGGAGGAUAAAAAAGUGCAGGAUGCAAGAGAAAAGUUUGCUGCUGAAAAGAACAACUACAUAAAGGAGUUUGAAGAGACGAUCUAUCAGCUGCAGGAAAAAAUAAAGCUAAAGCAAGACAUGCUGGAGAAAGUUAUGGAAGAGCAGAAAAAAUUAGUUACUCCUGUUGAUUCUACUUUUGAGGCUUCAAAGACUACAGAAGAUUUAACUUCACCCCUACUGGAAAAAAUUAGUGAUCUCACGGCUAUUAUAACUGAACGUGACAAGGUUCAACUACAACUUCAGGGCACUGUAACCAGCCUGGAAAAUGAAUGUUGCGAGAUCAAGGAAAUUUUAAAGGUAACGAAGGAACAGCUGGUAGAGACGAGUAAAGUUCUUGAGAAUACUCAAGAUGAACUCUCCAUGUGUAGAGUGGAAUUAAACUCUUUGAAGACUGUGCCACAAAGCGAUGAUCAAAAGGGCAAUUCAAUAUUCGCGGAAGUAGAAGAUCGCCGUCAAAAGAUGUUGAAUGAAAUGAAAGACUUGCGCGCUGCUUACAAAAUUGCCAAGCGAACAAUAACAGAAAAGGAAGCAGAAAUUAAUAGACUUAAUUUUAAAAUUGCCAAAAUAUUAGAAAGUUUCAAGGACGAGGAACCUGAUGAAAAUGAAGAGCUUUUACGAGAAUACAAGAACAGGAUUUCCCACCUAGAGCAGAAGUUAAAAGAGGAACAAAGCAAAGCAACUGACAAACCCAAUACAGAAAUUUUAUCUUCAACGUGCAGUUAUCUAGAGUCACUGUUAAAAACAAAGAAAAUAGAGAUCGAUAAGCUCGAGAAGAAGGUCGAAGACAUGUAUCUCCAUAAUAUCUUUCGAGAGGAAGCUAAAUACAGAGCAGAGAAACAACGUAAAUUCUGGAAGCAAAAAGCAAUGAUUACAGAGACAAAAUUGACUGUGUUAACAAACUACCUGAAAUCUCAUCCAACAACUUCAUCUUCAAAUGUUUUAAAAUAUCUACAAGCUGAAACUGAGUUUAAGGAAUGUGAUCAGGAGAUAGAAAUCUCAAAAGGUAUCGUGCCAAUUACUUCAGAGGAAACCACAUUGCGAAAACUUUCAAAAAAUCAACCACCAUUAACUCAUAUGAAGAAUAAUGCCAAUGUAACCCUAAGAAUGAAUGCAGAAUCUCAUGAAUCCAGUUUUUUGAAUGAAACCAUGAUUGACAUGGAUUUAACAGAACCAAUUCCUUCAUUACGUACAAAUAAUUCUACCUCGAGUAUUGCAUACUCAAACUCAAAACAUUUCACUGAAAAAAUUGACAAUAUUGGAAAGGCAACAAACGAGGAGAUAAAUUCCCAUCCACAGUAUACUACCAAAUUCUACCACAAAUCACAUAUCACAAAGUCUUGUUUGAACCAGAAAACAAUAUCGGAUUUCUCAGAUCGGAAGGACAAAAAAAGUGUCAAUUUCACUGCAGGUACAGUAGAUCCUCCUCAACGCCCUGCCAAAAGAAAUACAGAGCACGGAAAGUCAUACCCCAUGUUAUUCAUAUCCAGUAAACCGAAGGAAUAAUUAAUUUUACUAUAGCAUUAUAUUUUG